AUGGCUGUUUCAUCGCCUAUUACACCAAGAUUCAAUCUUCUUUCCCAAAACAGUUUACAAAACAGCAUAAAUAAACACAAUGCAGGUGAUACUAGCAGACAAAGAACUGAUGACAAAGACAAUGAGGAGGGUAUUGAGGCAAAUGUAACAAAUUCUCAAAGAGGAUUAUUCGAUUUACAAAGUGUGACGAAAAAUAAGAAACGAGCUGCAGAAGGAUACAUAGAGGAAGUUGAACCAAUAUCUAAAAAGAAGAAACAUAAAGCAUCUAGGAAAUGUCAAGCAGAUGAAGUGCCAGCAAGAAGAAGCCAGAGAGUCCUGCAAAAAAAUUAUAUGGAAGCAGCUUUAGAGUUAUUGAGGAUGCGAAAGAAACAAAAUCUUCUUUUGUUUUUGAACAAAAGUGCUUUGAUGGUUGGUGAAUCGUUCUUGAAUGCAAUAGACGAGAUUUAUGUUAUUUUUGCAGAUGACAAGGACGGGUUUCAAUUCGGGACUGAAUUCACCAGUCAUGGCAUAGAGACAAACAUCCGCAUUAUCUACACACCGUUGAGGAUCAAAUAUAAAUGCUGGAUUGCAUUGAUCUUUCAUCUUGUGAAGAGAAAUAUAACCAUACUGAACUGUGCAACAUCAAAGAUUUCGAAAGAACAGCUCAAUACAUAUAUUGGAGCGUAUGCACACACAAUUCCUUACAUCAUUCGCCAAAUUACCGAGGAUGACAUGAUGGUUAUCUCUCCAUUCAGUAUACAAAUAGAGUCAAAAGAAGUACCACAGGUUGCUAAAAUAGCAGAUACAUGCGUUUUUGUAUUGAAAUUAAUAGAAUGCCACUCGAUGCGCAUCAAGGAUUUGACGAAGCUUUCUGAAGAAAACAUCGGGGAUAUAAGAUUCAAGCUUGCUGCUGAUCUCUUCUCAGAGUUAUUAGCACCGGACAGGAGAUGGAGCAAAGAUGCACAGAGGAGAGGAAAAGAGACAUUCCCUUUCUUGUUUUCAAAUCAUUAG
Molecule: messenger RNA, 990 nt
Organism: Thlaspi arvense
Lineage: Eukaryota; Viridiplantae; Streptophyta; Magnoliopsida; Brassicales; Brassicaceae
Source: the annotation of a GenBank genome assembly